Messenger RNA from Oncorhynchus mykiss (rainbow trout), 2794 nucleotides. RefSeq names its product general transcription factor IIE subunit 1 (gene gtf2e1). Gene Ontology annotation, biological process: transcription initiation at RNA polymerase II promoter. Gene Ontology annotation, cellular component: transcription factor TFIIE complex. NCBI's taxonomy places the organism in Eukaryota, Metazoa, Chordata, Actinopteri, Salmoniformes, Salmonidae. The record is from RefSeq and is a predicted model, not a curated record.
UAUUGCGUAAGCCACUCUCUCUACCAGUCUGCUACCCCAUAGGACAUCCAUAUAGAAGAUGUCAGAGCCAGAAUUAUUAACAGAGGUCCCUGCUUCGCUGAAGCGCCUGGCCAAGCAGGUAGUGCGGGGCUUCUACGGGGUGGAGCAUGCCCUGGCUCUGGAUGUUCUUAUCCGCAACCCCUGCGUCCGCGAGGAGGACAUGCUGGAGCUGCUCAAGUUUGACCGAAAGCAGCUGCGCUCGGUGCUCAAUACGCUCAAGGGCGACAAGUUCGUCAAGUGCCGCAUGCGGGUGGAGACGGCUCCCGACGGCAAGACCACGCGUCACAACUACUACUUCAUCAACUACCGCCUGCUGGUCAAUGUGGUCAAGUACAAGCUGGAUCACAUGCGGCGGCGCAUCGAGACGGAUGAAAGGGACUCCACCAACCGGGCGUCGUUCCGCUGCCCCUGCUGCUUCAGCACCUUCACUGACCUGGAGGCCAAUCAGCUGUUUGACCCCAUGACAGGGACGUUUCGCUGUACGUUCUGUCAGACGGAGGUAGAGGAGGACGAGUCUGCGGUGCCCAAGAAGGAUGCCAGGACCCUAGUGGCCCGUUUCAACGAACAAAUCGAGCCCAUAUACGUGCUGCUGCGUGAGACCGAGGACGUCCACCUAUCAAACGACCUGCUGGAGCCCGAACCUGCCGAGAUCCCCGCCCUCAAACAGAGCCGGGACCGUGCGGCGGCGGCAGCGGGUGCAGCUGCCGGCGGUCCCCACCGCGAGGCCUGGUCCACCAAGGGCUCGUCCUACGCCGACCUGUACACCCAGAACGUGGAGAUCAGCAUGGGGGAGCAGGAGGAGCAGCAGCAGCGCCGGCAGGCCAGCGAGGGGAAGGCACCCAGGGAGAGACCCGUGUGGCUGACGGAGAGCACUGUGCAUGGAGGAACGUACAGCGAGCCAGACCCACUCAAGAACUCCGGAGACGACGCGGGAGGAGCCCAGGUGGUCGGGCUCGGCGGCGGCCAAUCGGACGAGAACGAGGAAGUGAUGCGCGCCCUGCUCAUCCAUGAGAAGAGGAGCGGUGCCGGGCCGGCAGGAGGCGGAGCCGUAGCGACAGGAGGCGGAGCCAUAGCGGCAGCCAGGGGCAGCGACUCGGAGAGCGACACCAGCGAAUCAGACGAGGACUCUCCCACGGCUCCGCCGCCUGUGGCAGCGGCCCAGCGGCGGCCGACGGGCAUGGAGAUGGAGGAGGAGGAAGAGGAUGAUGACGAGUUUGAGGAGGUGGGGGCCGAUGAGUCCAUGGUGAUGGUGGGGGGGCGGUCGUUCUCCUAUCGGGAGGUGAGCCAGAGGCCAGAGCUAGUGGAGAAGAUGAGCUCUCAGGAGAAAGAGGCCUACAUCGAGAUGGGACAGAACAUCUUCCAGGAGAUGUACUUCUGACUGAAAACACACAGACACUCAUGUACACAGCCUCUCUCUCUCUCUCUCUCUCUCUCUCUCUCUCUCUCUCUCUCUCUCUCUCUCUCUCUCUCUCUCUCUCUCUCUCUCUCUCUCUCUCUCUCUCUCUCGCUCUCUGUCGUGUCUCCUUCACCCUCUCGUCUUCUCCCCUCGAAGAGGGAAAACAAGAUGUCACUCUAGUUCCAAUUCUGUUCUAGAGACCAGACUGCCUAUUGCCAUGACAGGUGUAUUAGCGGUGUGUUCGUCUGGCAAGUCAGUCAGACUCGGCUCCACCAGUCAGUGUUUCCUCCCAGUAUUACAGAAGCUGAAUGUUACAGCACACUCCUCUAGUGUUGCUCUGUAACCACAGCAUGAUGCCUAGUGAAGACACACACACUGCCUCCCCUCUCAUCCUGUCUCUACCUCCUGUACCCAUUACUAAACAGGAACAGAGUUGAAGAUCUGGGAACCUGUCCAGGAAAACAAGUCACACGCACACACAGUUGCCAACCAGUUCAUUAGACCACAGUAGACCACGCCGCUCCUCUUCUCUCCCAGUGCUCCUCCAACCUUAUGGCUCUCGGUCUCCACACUCUGUGAAUUCUUUACUGUUCUCAGGGCGAGCUGUUUAUUAUUCAUUUCUCUUCUCCUCGCCCCUCUCUCUCGUUUUCCGUCUACCCACACACCCUCUUUAUUUUCAUCCGAUUGAGAUGCUUUUUUGGGGGGGGGGGCUCCCUCCACAGGGAAAGAGACAACUCUGGAGCGAAUAAUACUGGCUUUGAUGUUACCGCGGUAACCCCCGGGAUGGGGUGACCUGCUCAAACGCGGAGGCACCUCCCAUAGCGAGGCCUUUAGCGGUGGCGUGGGGAUGACAUUUGCAGAGCAUGUGGCUUUUUCCCUCCAAAAUGUGACCGUAUAUGACAGUGUCUCUGUCGCUGUGUGAGACACAGUACCACUCCAACCUUCAACUCUCUGCUUCUGAUGAAUUUUUCACUGUUUUAUUUUUUAACAGAGCAGUAUUUACCUGUUAGGGAAGAACUACCAUAUACUGUGUAAAGAGAUUGAGAAGAAAACAAUGGUAAUUCAAUGUUUUCUUUUAAAGAGAGGGUAUCCUUAUUGAAUUCUAUGCUGGCAAAGGGGCCAAGACUGUCUAAUUUUCAUUUUUUGGCUAAACAUGAACAUGGACUAUGUUAAAUUUCUCUUUGCUUUUCUUUACUAUGGUUUUGACCUUUGCCCUUUUGAGAUGUACCACCUCCCCACCACUAGGCUCCGCCACAUCUUUAGUUGAGCCUGUCAAUGAAGAGCCACUUGCCUAACGUUUUAAGUUCAUUGAUUUGUAAAGGUACAACAUUAAAGCAGAUUAUACUUUUGAGGAUUACA